CUUUGCUCUGGAGGAAGAGAAGCAGGCAUGACACUGACUUAACUAAAGAGUUGAGGAGGGUAGAUUGAUUGACAAGGAUCACAGAGACACACAGUGGGACGAGAAGGAGAGACAAGGAGAAGCCAAAAGAGGGGAGCAGGUGACUGAGGAAUAAAACAAGCAACAGCUGCAGAACAGCAGGAAGAGAAAAAGAUGGGUGAACGAGUGGCACAGGGCUGCUGGCUGCUGCUCACACUCUCUCUGAAAGGUAUUCUCGCAGGGGAUUGGUCAAUUCAUCUCCCCUCCAGUCCUAUUAAUGCUGUGAUUGGUUCCUCUGUGGUUCUCCCUUGUUCCUAUGACUACCCCCAAAGUUUUAAUGAAACCAAGGAAGAGGGACGGCUCUCUUCUCAGGGUGGAGGAGAAGGACAAAAGUACAAAGUUUUGUCUGAAAUGUGGUGUCUCGAAGACAGUCGCUGUAUCACACCAAGAUAUGUCUUCCACAGUGAUGGUGUCUUCCCAGAUCCGUCCUACAAGAACAGGGUAGAGUACCUAGGACAACCAGGAACAAAAAACUGUUCUCUGAAGAUUUCUGAUCUGAAGCAGUCGGACAGCGGCACAUACGUGUUUUACCUCAUCACCAGCCACCCUACACAGAAGAUGCCAGAGCAGAGUGGUACACAGCUCCUGGUGACAGCGACGACCCCGUCGGACUCUUCAGGACCCAGAUUGAUGCUUAUCGGAGUCACCAUCGGGGUUCUACUGGCUAUUGUGGCCAUAGUGGCCAUUCUCUUAACACGGAAACGGAAAUCAUUAAGACACCAGUCAUAUGUCCUGACCGAGACAACCGCUCCAGCACCUUAAGGACUCAUAAAAGCAAAAACAC
Etheostoma cragini (Arkansas darter) is the source of this 862-nucleotide messenger RNA. RefSeq lists its product as uncharacterized. The record is from RefSeq and is a predicted model, not a curated record. Lineage: Eukaryota; Metazoa; Chordata; Actinopteri; Perciformes; Percidae. The coding region runs from base 193 to 840 and encodes 215 amino acids. The transcript has 6 exons.